Acanthamoeba castellanii str. Neff is the source of this 309-nucleotide messenger RNA. RefSeq lists its product as uncharacterized. The transcript is spliced from 3 exons. The record is from RefSeq and is a predicted model, not a curated record. NCBI's taxonomy places the organism in Eukaryota, Discosea, Longamoebia, Acanthamoebidae. Bases 1 to 309 code for a protein of 102 amino acids.
AUGGCCACUCCCCUUCAGGUUCCCUGCGGCUGCCGCAACUCCCUCCAGAGCUUCGGCGCGGCCGCGGCCUUCACUGUCGCGUUCGUCUGGACCUCGCAGAGCGUGCAGGUGAAGCGUAAUGCCUACUUCUCCAACCUCAAGAGCGAAAUUGAUACUCUUAAGAAGAAGAACCACGAUCUCGAGCACGAGGUUGAGCUUCUCAAGAACCCCCCUGAGCCCAAGGAGGCCCACACCGACUUCGCGGCUGACUUCGAGAGCGGAAACAUCGAUUUUGAGAAGAUCCUUGAGCAGGUGGCCAGCGACCACUAA